CGUCACUCAAUAUUAGAUAUGUUAUGUCGACAUGAUGUAACAAACAUCAACCCUAUAAAUGUUAACAACCGCACACCAUUACAUUAUGCUGAAUUGUAUGGUCACAUCUCAUGUGUGGACGUUUUGUUGCGUCAUAAAAAUAUUGAUGUGAUGAUCAAAGAUAAUCAUGGAGGAACAGCUUAUGAUUGUGCUGGAGGGAGGUUGAAAAAACAAAACUGGGAAAUAAUAAGACGAAAAUUAAAAGAAUACGAAAUUUGAAGAACAUAACUAUUUUGGAAACAAGGCUACUUUCAGAAGGCUCCUCUAUAUGAAGAGUGUGACCGUAACAUCGCGCUCACAAUUGGCAAUGGCAAACCAACUUUAAAGAUUAAUUCAGUAUUCUCACCACAAGAGCAUCUAAUCACAAAAAUAAAUCAGCAAAAAUUUGUUUUAAAUUUUUCUUUCAAUGGCAUAAUUGACUGGCAUAACUGUAAGGUUUGCCUUUAAUAUUUUCUGAGCCUGAGCUUAUGGGCGUUUCUGAAAAUGGGUAAAUUCUGGAAUAUAAGAAAGUAUGAUGAUAACAAAACAUUUAUUUGGUUAAAUUUCAUCGAACCAGCCCAAAACCAUAUCAGACCAAAUGUCAAGUCAAUAGGUUAAUAUUGGAGUAUGGAACUUUUAAGUAAAAGGACACUAUAAUACCCGGUUUAGCCUUAUUUUGUGGAUUUCUUAUGUUCACUGCUUUGUAAUUAGUAUUAAAAGUCAUGAGAUAAUAUAUGUUUGAUAUCUA
This is a messenger RNA of Hydractinia symbiolongicarpus, 766 nucleotides long. RefSeq names its product ankyrin repeat and death domain-containing protein 1B-like. NCBI's taxonomy places the organism in Eukaryota, Metazoa, Cnidaria, Hydrozoa, Anthoathecata, Hydractiniidae. Gene Ontology annotation, molecular function: protein binding. The coding region runs from base 19 to 258 and encodes 79 amino acids. The record is from RefSeq and is a predicted model, not a curated record. The transcript is spliced from 2 exons.